Pongo pygmaeus (Bornean orangutan) is the source of this 3981-nucleotide messenger RNA. RefSeq names its product erythrocyte membrane protein band 4.1 like 4A (gene EPB41L4A). NCBI's taxonomy places the organism in Eukaryota, Metazoa, Chordata, Mammalia, Primates, Hominidae. Gene Ontology annotation, molecular function: cytoskeletal protein binding. Gene Ontology annotation, biological process: actomyosin structure organization. The record is from RefSeq and is a predicted model, not a curated record. Gene Ontology annotation, cellular component: cytoskeleton. The transcript has 24 exons. The coding region runs from base 433 to 2493 and encodes 686 amino acids.
CCGGAGGGAGAGCUUGAACUUGGCUACACACGGCCACCCGUAAUGAGCUCGGUGGUCCCCGGACGGGAGCCACACCCCGCGACGAGCUGACCUCCCCUCGCUGGUCUGGGACUGCGGGAGGGGCCUCGCGCCCCCGCCUUCGGAGGAGCCCGAGCCGCAGGAUGCGCGGGGACGCGCCACCGCCCUCCGCGCCCAGUUUCGCCGGCGCUUCCCCGGAGGCUCCCGGGCGCUGACUCUCCCGGGCUUUUCCGCCUUUCUUGCUCCUGCCCCGCCGGGCGGUUCGGCGGCCAGUCCUUGGACCCCACCGGGAGCUGCUCCUCUCACCCUCGCCACGGCGCGGACAAUAAAUUAAUGCAUCGCCCUUGAGUGAAGGGGGCGGCUGGGCGCCUCGGUGGCAGCUUUCUCGCCUGGCUGGAGACGACCACAACCGACAUGGGCUGUUUCUGCGCUGUUCCGGAAGAAUUUUACUGCGAAGUUUUGCUCCUGGAUGAAUCCAAGUUAACCCUUACCACCCAGCAGCAGGGCAUCAAGAAGUCAACGAAAGGUUCCGUUGUCCUUGACCACGUAUUCCAUCACAUAAACCUUGUGGAGAUAGAUUAUUUUGGGCUACGUUACUGUGACAGAAGCCAUCAGACGUAUUGGCUGGAUCCUGCAAAAACCCUUGCUGAACACAAAGAACUGAUUAACACUGGACCUCCAUAUACUUUGUAUUUUGGUAUUAAAUUCUAUGCUGAAGAUCCAUGUAAACUUAAAGAGGAAAUAACCAGAUAUCAGUUUUUCUUGCAGGUGAAGCAAGAUGUCCUUCAGGGCCGCCUGCCCUGUCCUGUCAACAUUGCUGCUCAGCUGGGAGCGUAUGCCAUCCAGUCGGAGCUUGGAGAUUAUGACCCAUAUAAACAUACUGCAGGAUAUGUAUCUGAGUACCGCUUUGUUCCUGAUCAGAAGGAAGAACUUGAAGAAGCCAUAGAAAGGAUUCAUAAAACUGUAAUGGGUCAGGCUCCUUCUGAGGCUGAGCUGAAUUACUUGAGGACUGCCAAAUCCCUGGAGAUGUAUGGCGUUGACCUCCAUCCCGUCUAUGGAGAAAACAAGUCUGAGUAUUUCUUAGGAUUAACUCCGGUUGGUGUUGUUGUCUACAAGAAUAAAAAGCAAGUGGGGAAGUAUUUCUGGCCUCGGAUUACAAAGGUUCACUUCAAGGAGACUCAAUUUGAACUCAGAGUACUGGGAAAAGAUUGUAACGAAACCUCAUUCUUUUUUGAAGCUCGGAGUAAAACUGCUUGCAAGCACCUCUGGAAGUGCAGUGUGGAACAUCAUACAUUUUUUAGAAUGCCAGAAAAUGAAUCUAAUUCACUGUCAAGAAAACUCAGCAAGUUUGGAUCCAUACGUUAUAAGCACCGCUACAGUGGCAGGACAGCUUUGCAAAUGAGCCGAGAUCUUUCUAUUCAGCUUCCCCGGCCUGAUCAGAAUGUGACAAGAAGUCGAAGCAAGACUUACCCUAAGCGAAUAGCACAAACACAGCCAGCUGGAUCGAACAGCAUCAGUAGGAUAACUGCAAACAUGGAAAAUGGGGAAAAUGAAGGAACAACUAAAAUUAUUGCACCUUCACCAGUAAAAAGCUUUAAGAAAGCAAAGAAUGAAAAUAGCCCUGAUACCCUAAGAAGCAAAUCUCAUGCACCAUGGGAAGAAAAUGGCCCCCAGAGUGGACUCUACAAUUCUCCCAGUGACCGCACUAAGUCACCAAAGUUCCCUUACACGCGUCGCCGAAACCCCUCCUGUGGAAGUGACAAUGACUCUGUACAGCCUGUGAGGAGGAGGAAAGCCCAUAACAGUGGUGAAGAUUCAGAUCUUAAGCAAAGGAGGAGGUCACGUUCACGCUGUAACACCAGCAGUGGUAGUGAAUCAGAAAAUUCUAAUAGAGAACACCGGAAAAAGAGAAACAGAAUACGGCAGGAAAAUGAUAUGGUUGAUUCAGCGCCUCAGUGGGAAGCUGUAUUAAGGAGACAAAAGGAAAAAAACCAAGCCGACCCCAACAACAGGCGAUCCAGACACAGAUCUCGUUCGAGAAGCCCUGAUAUCCAAGCAAAAGAAGAGUUAUGGAAGCACAUUCAAAAGGAACUUGUGGAUCCAUCCGGAUUGUCCGAAGAACAAUUAAAAGAGAUUCCGUACACUAAAAUAGAGACACAAGGUGACCCAAUCCGCAUCAGGCAUUCUCAUUCGCCACGAAGUUACCGCCAGUAUCGCAGGUCCCAGUGUUCAGAUGGGGAGCGAUCAGUUCUCUCGGAAGUGAAUUCAAAAACAGAUCUUGUACCACCACUUCCAGUGACCCGUUCUUCGGAUGCUCAGGGUUCUGGGGACGCUACAGUUCAUCAGAGAAGAAAUGGGUCUAAAGAUAGCCUGAUGGAAGAAAAACCUCAGACAUCUACAAACAACCUGGCUGGAAAACACACAGCAAAAACAAUAAAAACUAUACAAGCUUCCCGCCUCAAGACAGAGACUUGAUCCUGAUGAAGGGUCAAGGGUAGGGGUGGGAAGGUUAUGUGCGCCACUGGUACUUUUGAAACUGUGAAAUAGAUACCUUAAUUCAGAUCUCAGACCUGCGAGUAUUUCUUCAGCAUGAGAAAAUACAGUAUCUUUUGCUUCUUUUUUUUGAGAUGUUAUUACUCUGUCACCCAGGCUGGAGUGCAGUGGCACCAUGUCAGCUCACCACAACCUCCACUUACUGGGUUAAGUGAUUCUCCUGUCUCAGGCUACCGAGCAGCUGGGAUUACAGACGUGCGCCACAACACCCGGCUAAUUCUUUUUGUAUUUUUAGUAGAGACAGGGCUUUGCCAUGUUGGAGGCUGGUCUCGAACUCCUGACCUCAAGUGAUCCAUCUGCCUCAGCCUCCCAAAGUGCUGGGAUUAUAGGCAUGGUUUAACUACAGUACAGUUGUGCUGAAGGACCUUUUUGUUUUAACUGGAAGAAUAAGUAUUUUGUAAAAAUUCACUUGAAACCACAUUUUCGUUUCUGGAACAGGAUAGCAAUCAUUCAUUUCUGUCUUGUGUCUGUGUCCACCACAACCAAGACCAGAUGCAUCUGAUGAACAUUCUGGAAUUCUGAACUGCAGCUAGCCUGCUGUGCAAUAGUACCAGUGGGAGGACAUCUUCCCAGCGCUGGGCUGGUUCUCAACUAGUGCCCAGAUGCAAAAGGACUGAGGCAUCACUUUCAGACUGCAGAUAUUUUUAUUCAUAUAAAGUUCUUUAUAAUACUGUAUUUUGUGGUGUUAAGUUCCACCAGUUAUUUACAAAUGAUGUAAAAAGCUUUGUUUUUAAGUGUUGUUAAUUUCUAAAGUGUUCUUGUGUUUUCAGAAGUCUAAGUGGAUUUCAGUUGAUCUCCCACCCCAAACCUCAAAUGAUCCAUCUACUCUGCUUGGCCAUCUAACUCACCUGCUCUCACCAGUGACUAUUUUGGACCUUUCCUCUCCAUAGAUGACUUUGCAAUCUACAGGGAAAAUACUUAUGCAGGACAUCUUAUAUCUCCCCCUUACCACGUACAGUUCUCUCCACAGCUGCCAGCAGCCCUAACCUUUUUGUCUCUCCACCUGUGCUUUGGAUGCUCUUCUCCCAGCCUUUUCAGGAUCUUUGUCUGUCCUUCUCCUAUAUUAAUGUAUUCAAUUAUUCUCUCAGCUAGAUCCUUGCUACUUGGUUUUAAAUUUAAGACUAAGAUUAAACAAAAUUAUCUUUCACAACCACAACCACCCCCCCAGCAACUAAGAUUUUCCUCUCAUUCUCAGCCAAUUUUCUUGCAAGGAGUAUCUUUAGUCAUUGCUCUCAAUUCAUCUAAUCCCUAUCUUAAGCUUUAUCUCUAACAUGGAUCUUUCCCACUACUCCACUAAUAUCAAUCACUGUGUCACUGAAUCCCAGGGAGAAUUUUUAGGACAUUCUUUUGCUUCUUUAAUAUAAUCCUAUUUUGCUCCUACCACUGACCAUCCUUUCUGGCUUAUCAUGC